Fusarium vanettenii 77-13-4 is the source of this 1326-nucleotide messenger RNA. RefSeq lists its product as uncharacterized. Gene Ontology annotation, cellular component: nucleus. The annotation marks the transcript as partial. The record is from RefSeq and is a predicted model, not a curated record. NCBI's taxonomy places the organism in Eukaryota, Fungi, Ascomycota, Sordariomycetes, Hypocreales, Nectriaceae. Gene Ontology annotation, molecular function: DNA-binding transcription factor activity, RNA polymerase II-specific; transcription cis-regulatory region binding. The transcript has 2 exons. Gene Ontology annotation, biological process: regulation of DNA-templated transcription.
AACUACUUCAAAGCAGCAAACGAAAACCGAGCCCUGGAUACAGGCCCAGAUCUUGACCCGGUCGAUCUAGGGUUGAUAUCUCUCGAAGAGGUCCUAUAUCUAUUCCUUAUCUACUUUGAGUGGCAACAUCCUAUACACGGCAUUCUUGAUCUAGCUUUACACACACCCGAUUUUGUGAGAUCACGCUCGGCGCUCCUGUUCACUUGGAUUCUGGCCAUCACCGCACAGUUUGAUCCGGCCUCAGCGUCUCUAAUGAAGCGAUUGCGCUUGCACGGCGAAAAGCUGUCGAGGCAUGUUCAUGCGUGUGGCUACAGAUCUGUGGAAAUCGCACAAGGUUAUUACCUAUCACUCCUAGCCGCUGUCCCCACGAAUACCUUGGCGGAGGACAACUCAUGGACAUACACGACGUACGCCCUUGGUAUGAUUUCAGACUUGGGUUCCGAUAGCCGACAAGGCCCUUUGGCUUCAUCGCCCAGACAUCCCGUUACAGACCCAAGCAAUGGAUCAACUGUUGCGAUAUCAUCCCUUGAAGCAAGACUGGUUCGAAACCGAGAACGGACGUCACUCCGACUAUUGAUCUGGGAACAAGCACAUAAUGCCUCGCGUGGCAGAGUUACCUUUUUCCCCGAAAACGAGCUCAUUUUACGCAUAAACGAAUGGUGGCAGCAUCCCUUGGCUGACCCCACAGAUAGGUAUACUUCGGCUUUUGUUCUCUUGCGUCGCCAUUUGUAUAUGCUUCAUCAUGAAGUCAAACGUCAUUUUGGACUACCGCAUCAUGGACCACAUUGGGUAAGAGACCUCGUGGACUCAGCCUUGGAUCCAUGGGCAGAAACAUGGCUGACUAACCCGGACGCCCACUCCGAGACGCCUGAAGUCAUGCGAGGUGCGUUCUUGCGCUUCGUGUAUUUACAUGGUCGACUAUGGGCGCUCUCGGCGGCUUUGCACAGUCAUGCAAGCAGCGGACAGGGAACUGAUGUAACUGCUUACGACUGCUUUGAGGCUGCCGUCAACUGUUGCGAGGUCACUGUCAGGGAUCUUCGUGAGAUUGGUCAGCCAAUGUAUUGCAUGAUGACUCCAACCUGGGCCAUGAGCUCCUACGCAGCAGUCCUUGCCCUGAAACUGUUUUCACAGCUCUACGGUGAUCGACCUGGCCAGGAAGUUGAACUCCUGGCUUUGCUCGCGGAGGUUGCGUUGCAGCUAGAGAGAGCAGGAACAGUCCCCAACCAUCGAUUCGGCAUCCCCGCGUUGCUAGGGCAACAUCUUUUCCAGGUACUCCGCAGACGAUUAACAACACUUAAGACAGCGGUCCCUGUGGCACAAGGUGAU